Messenger RNA from Nezara viridula (southern green stink bug), 330 nucleotides. Lineage: Eukaryota; Metazoa; Arthropoda; Insecta; Hemiptera; Pentatomidae. The record is from the annotation of a GenBank genome assembly.
AUGCCAUUGAACAAGCUGGGAUCAUUCAUAAAGGAGAUUAAACUGCGCCUUUGCCAAAAAGAAACACCUGCCCUCCAGUUUACAUGGACAACAAUCCAAUUCCCAACGGACAAGCUGCAUGAAGGUUGUAAGGACGAGACCUUCGUGAGGCUAACCCUGAAUCAGCACUGGAACACAGUGAAGGUGAAAAGGACCAGCGUCGUCCGGAGCUCCACGGAUCCGCAAUAUUCUCAAGGCUUCAACUUCAGGGUGUCUACAGCCAAUGUCGACGUGACCAGCCUCUCCCUCCAAGUCCUCCAGCCCCCAAUUGGCUAUGGCAAGGGUGAGUAG